Messenger RNA from Exophiala bonariae, 1272 nucleotides. RefSeq lists its product as uncharacterized. The transcript has a single exon. Gene Ontology annotation, molecular function: catalytic activity. The coding region runs from base 1 to 1272 and encodes 423 amino acids. NCBI's taxonomy places the organism in Eukaryota, Fungi, Ascomycota, Eurotiomycetes, Chaetothyriales, Herpotrichiellaceae. The record is from RefSeq and is a predicted model, not a curated record.
AUGCCUUCGAAACUUAAGAUCGGGCUCUCGCAAUCCCACACCCUGGGCACCCGCGAAGAGACACUAUCUUCCCUACGUGCGACAACACAGGAGGCAGCUCUGAAGGGCAUCUCGAUCCUGCUUUUCCCCGAAGCCUACCUGGGCGGAUAUCCGCGAACGUGCAACUUCGGAGCUGCGGUCGGAGCUCGCACCGAACAUGGCAGAGAUCAAUUCCUUGCGUAUACCAAGUCGGCGGUCGAUUUGGGGGACACACCCCUCGGGGCUGGUGACGACUGGCUCGAGAAUAAACUACCGGUAAAUAAAGAGACAGGAAGGAGAGGAGAUGGUACACGAGAGUAUCUCGAAGACGUUGCGCGCGAGACCGGCGUGUUCAUUGUCACGGGUGCGGUUGAGAAAGCUGGCGGGAGCCUGUAUUGCUCCGCUCUAUACGUUGAUCCGAUCCGGGGCGUGAUCGGGAAGAGAAGGAAAGUGAUGCCAACUGGAUCCGAACGCCUCGUGUGGGCACAAGGUCAAGCGUCGACUCUCAAGGCAGUUGUCGCGAAUAUCAAGGGCGUAAGGGUCGUCAUGGGCUGCGCCAUCUGUUGGGAGAACUACAUGCCGCUUCUGCGAUACGCCAUCUAUAGCCAGGGCGUCAACUUAUGGCUCGCGCCGACUGCAGACGCUCGUGACACGUGGGAAAGUCUGAUGAAGACAGUGGCAAGUGAGGGGAGGUGCUUCGUGCUCAGCGCAAAUCAGGCUAUCAAGCGGAAGAGCCUCCCGGAGUGGAUCACCGGUGUGAAGACACAGGAGACAACAAGCAACGCCCAGGGAACGAACGGUCACGUUCAGAACCCCGGCCUCCCAAACGGCACCCCGAAAGCCGUAUCAACAGGCGGGCGGCGCCGCUCCAUGUCAAUGAGAACCGAGGAAAACCACGAAAUCGCAUGGCGCAGCAAAGACGGCACAAUCAACGAGGAGCCUGCAUCAGAGCAAGCCGUCGUCGACGGCACAGCGUCCGCACCGGCUACUACCUCGAAACUGGCGAGCCAUGGCACGACGACAGAAGACGGCGGCGAACAGUUUGUUUCAGCUGGCGGUUCCUGCAUCAUCAGUCCGCUGGGCAAGACGCUUGAGGGGCCGAUAUGGGAGAAAGAACACGAGUUGAUCUACGCCGAGGUCGACUUUGACGACUGCGAGCGCGGACACCUCGAUUUCGACGCCGUGGGCCAUUACUCGAGGCCCGACGCGUUUAGACUGACCGUCGAGGGGCUGGAUCUUAAUCCACCGCCUUGA